This is a messenger RNA of Protopolystoma xenopodis, 1053 nucleotides long. The record is from the annotation of a GenBank genome assembly. NCBI's taxonomy places the organism in Eukaryota, Metazoa, Platyhelminthes, Monogenea, Polystomatidea, Polystomatidae.
ACGGCCUGCGACGUCGGCUCCUUCGGUUGGCCGGACUCGGUUGCCGGGACACGGAUGCGGGCUGGCGGACGCCUCGUGGCCGCAGUAGCAGGACGCCGCGGCGUCGGCGUCUGUCGGACCGGCCGACAGCAGACUUCGGCGCCGGGCUCGACUACGGCACGAGGACAAGUCGAGCGGCUUCUCCGCGUUCGGUGGCGCCGCGAAAUGAGCGGACUCCUCGAGACGUCCUCGUCGAGAGGCAGCUGGAAACGCGGCUUCUUCAGGGGCCCGUUUGACUGUCGUUUCUCGCACAUUCGCGGCUCCGUCUCCAAGGCGACUCGUCUCUUCUGGCCCCGGGCUCCGCUCGAAGGCCUCGCUCUUUCGCCCAUCCUCGGCCCAAAGUCUGCCGCCUCGACCGGCCUCGAGCUGGCACAGUUGGCGGGUCUGCCGGGCGUCGAGUCGCUGCAGUGGCGAUUGCACCUUCUCAUCACCACCUGCCUUGGCCCGAUCGUCGUCGGCCGGUCUCGAGCCGACGUCUUCUGGUCGCUUUUUCCAUCACCGGCCUCGGUAGCCGUGUCAGCCGUGUCGACCUCGUCGGUGACGUCGAUGUCGUCAGCCGCAAUGUUGUUCGCAAAGUUGCGCUCCUUCUGCGCGUCGGCCAGCGAAAGUGCUUCAGCCGCGAGUCUGCCGAGAUCGUCAAGUGGCGCCCAAAACGAGAGAUGUCAGGCCACCUUUUCGGCGCUCGGAGCUACCCAUCCAUUUCUGGAUAAGGCCCAACGGGGCCAUUUCUCUCGACACCACCAACACAACCCGAAAAAAUCUCUUUUUUCCUCUUUACAUCGUUCAACUAUCUACCCUCUCAUCUGUACUCUAAUCGCCUCGUUCCUGUCGCCUGACUACCUUCUCCUCUCUGGCUCAUCUUUGCCCAUUUUGGCUCGGUCUCUAACUCAGGAAUUUCUGUGGCCGCAUCGUUCCGAUCUGUUGUCAUCGCUGCCAGGUAUCAUGGCUGGCGUACUGUGCCUUUACACGGUCGUACGGAUUUACCUUUGUCAACCGCUCUCAUCGACGAGUUAA